AAACAACUUUUCCUGAGGAACUCCAGAGUACAAAGUAGCGUCCAAAACAGCAGCCGAAGACGUGUUGAGGAGUUAGAGGAACUACUUUAUUUUGCCUUUGAGUAUAUAUAUAUUUUUUUUCUCACUUUAUAUUUAAUAAUUACAUCUGUUGGGAGUUAAGAUGAGGAAUCUGCGGUUGUUGUUCCUCGUCGGACUGGCGACUGGUUUCAUCAGUGGAAAUCUCUUUGUCUCCUCGCAGGCAACCUUCUCCACGACAGAUGACAUGUACCUGGAGGGCCGAACGUCAGGUGACCUCCCUAUAGAUGAUGAAGAUGGUGGUGAUGAUGGCUCAGGCUCUGGAUCUGGAGACUACGAUUUCACCCACAUCACAUAUCAAGAGGAGAUGCUCUGGAAGUUCCUCAACUCCUCUCAAACCACAGUCUCCAAAGAAAUGGUUCCAACUCAACCACAGCCAUCAGCAGCCUUUCCUCUCAACCCAACAACCACAGCAGCAGAGAGCCAGAACCCAUCAACCAAAGAGAAGGACACAGAGACGACACCAUUCAUAUUACCGAACGGGGACACCGAGGAGGAGGAGGUGGCAGGUCCAACAGUUGAUUGGUUCAGAGAGAGUACCAGUCCCAGCUCCACCACCAAACCUCCCAGAGAAACUACAGCAAGCAAAUCCACCAUUGACAUCACUGUAAUCAAUCAUACCGACAAGGACAACAGUCUGGAAAGCUGGGAUGUCUCAACGCCCAGAAACCGUGGCGAUGAAGUCAAGAUCCAAGAGAUCGAAAAUGAUCUUCUGGCCGAAAAUGGCCGAGGCAGCAAAAUCACCUCUGAGAACAUGUGGGAGAAGACGGAAGUGCUGGCAGUGAUAUCAUGCGGAGUGAUUGGAUUGCUCUUUGCUGUUUUCCUCCUCCUCCUCCUCGCCUACCGUAUGAAGAAGAAGGACGAAGGUAGUUACAACCUGGGAGACACCAAAGUUUCCACAACAGCCUAUCAGAAAGCACCCACCAAAGAGUUCUACGCCUGAACUGACCAAUUGGGACAUUGAAUCGAGUCUUUCUCCUCCCAAUCAUGACUAAGAGUGGAUUUAUAAAGAACUGAAGAUUAUUCCUCUGGAUGAAGUUUAAAGUCAAGCACCUCUAUUCUUGUUCAGUGCUUCCACCAUUUAAAAAAUCUUUCCUACCUUCCUCCUCUGCUGCAGUUUCACGUCUUGCUUUAUGAUGUCCAGUGAAUGGAAGAACAGGUCAUACGGGAACAAAUAAGACUAUUUAAAAACAUUCCUAUCAUUCCAUUCUGGGGAAGUUUGACAUUAAAUACGCAACCCUAAUUUCAAGAAAGGAAUCUUUUUUUAAAGUAUCAAGAUGGAUCACAACUGUUCUAGUCUAGGAGAUUAAUCAACUUCAAGUAUUGAAAACACAGUGCCUUUCGUUCCACAUUACUUCUCUAAGCUGAACCACACUUGGCGGGACUUGGUCUGUCCAAGCUCAGCUUUACAACAUUGCUGAAGUUCAAGGGAAUUUUGAAUAGCCUUAACACAUUUUGAAUAAAAAUGUAAACUCUUAUAUUUGAGGUCAAAUUUACUCAGUUUGUUACCAAAUUUUUCUUGUUACAUUUCAUUUUCUGUACGCUUUCUUUGCUGAAUUGAAGAUUUUUGUUGUUAUAAGGAAUUAAUGUUUUUUCAUAUGCUGUCCAGUAUUGGUAUGAGAGAUCUUUGUUACUUUGUAGGUACAUAUUUGUUAUGUUUUCACACAGAUAUUUGACAUUUAUAGAGCUGACCAAAUAUAAAUGUGCUUUAAUUGUUUUCGGAAAGUAAUUUUUAUUAUCUUUUCGGUUUGUUUUUUGAUGUUAAGAGAUUUUUUUACUUGUAUUCAUACAGGUGAUAGGACUGUUUUAUUUGAUGACUGAAUGCCGCAAGCAUGUGGAGCAGGAUUGCUAAGGUAGCACCAAGAUUUAUGACUAUAAUUCAGAAACCAUAGAAGUGACCAACGUUUUGUGAAGUGGCCAAAGCACAUUCCUUUCUGACUGUCGACUGUAUACAGCUACAAUAGCAAGCUUGAACUCAAAGGGACAGUGACAAUGUAAAUGACAGGAAUAUCCCAAAUCAGUCAUUUAUGCACAACUUACAAAUAGUUUUUAAUUAGUUAUAAUGUAACCAUGUCGGAUUUUAAACACGUUUUUAAAUUCCUAAUUUUCACCACACCAAAACAACAAAAGAAGCGUGAGACCUUCCAGAGACGUUUAGAGCUUCAUACAGGAGGCAGUUAACAGACCACAUGGUCAUAUUCCCUUUUGCGCAUAAUUCUUACUUGUAUACAGCCUGUUAAAUUUAUGAGAUAGUAAAUAAAUUAGGUAAUUGUCCGAUUUAUAGUCUGUGAUGAAUUUCAACACCGGCUAUCUACUGCUUAUUAAGUGUCAAAGAUUACUUUUCACAUCAGCCUCUUAUUGAAAUGGGAGAACAAUUGUCUUGAAGCAGUGCUAUCUGUGGCCUUACAAUCUCUGUGAAAAGGUCAAAUAAAUUUAUUUUAAACCAACUUUGGUUAUGAAAAUGACUGGGAUCUGUGGUUGAUACAUACAGGGAGGUGGGGCUACUGGGACAUUUGUUAGGCACUUGAAUUCUCCGUGCUUUACAAAACACUGUAUAUUAAUUUACAGUUGCUUUGACCUUUGAGCUGUACAGAACCUCAGCUGGAAUAUUUCUGUUCUAGUUUGGUUCUAGAAAAACUCUUCAUUUGUUGUCCAUAUCAAAAGAAAUUUCAGAUAAAUUUCUAACAUAAACUUUACUCAUAGCAGUUAAGGACAACGGGUUAGCACUUGCAGUACACACAAAAACCUCUCUCUUCCAAGAUCUCUGUAAAUGUAUACAGUAUGUUGAUACUAUAGUGUAUAUGUAUUAAUUUAUACUUGCUUAGACUAUAAUCCAGGUUCAAAUGUGAGUGACAAAUUGGGAUUGUACAGCAUUUACACAUGAUUGAAGCCUCUUGGUGCCUACUGCUCUGUUUUUGUUUUUUUAAUAUUUAUGUUUUAAAUGUAUUUGACGAGCCUUGCAUCAUAUCAUCUUCAAUUUCAAUAUCAGUGUUCUGGCUUUUUUAAAAGGUUUUUUUUUCAUAUAAAUGCAUUUAAUAAAUGAUUAAAGAAUAAUAAAUUCUUUGUAAAUA
Anoplopoma fimbria (sablefish) is the source of this 3146-nucleotide messenger RNA. RefSeq names its product syndecan-2-like. Gene Ontology annotation, biological process: cell migration. The record is from RefSeq and is a predicted model, not a curated record. Gene Ontology annotation, cellular component: cell surface; membrane. The coding region runs from base 161 to 1018 and encodes 285 amino acids. Lineage: Eukaryota; Metazoa; Chordata; Actinopteri; Perciformes; Anoplopomatidae. The transcript is spliced from 5 exons.